UUCCUGCUCUCAAACACAGCCAGCUCCACUCUGUUCAUGUGUUUCCUUGUUCCCUCCCUUCAGAUCUACAGUUUGAAGAUGGGUGGAACCAACAUGUGGUGAAGUGCGAGAGCUGACAGGCCCCGUUCACUGCAGAGACACAUGUUGUUUAGAUCAGAGCUCAAACUAGUUUCAGUUCUGAGGAAGUGAAACUCAGACAGUCGUUGUCACCGAGAGCUGAAAUGGCGCAGAAAGCAGAUCAGCUGGACCGGGAGACCUUCUCUUGUUCCAUCUGUCUGGAUCUACUGAAGGAUCCGGUGACUAUUCCCUGUGGACACAGCUACUGCAUGAACUGUAUUAAAAGCUUCUGGGAUGAAGAGGAUGAGAAGAGAAUCCACAGCUGCCCUCAGUGUAGGCAGACCUUCACACCGAGGCCUGUCCUGGGGACAAACACCUUGUUAGCAGCUUUAGUGGAGCAGCUGAAGAAGACUGGACUCCAAGCUGCUGCUGCUGAUCACUGCGGUGCUGUACCUGAGGACGUGGCCUGUGAUGUCUGCACUGGGAGGAAACUGAAAGCUGUUAAAUCCUGUCUGGUUUGUCUGGCCUCUUACUGUGAGAAUCACCUGCAGCCUCAUUAUGAAGCAGCUCCAUUAAAGAAACACAAGCUGGUGGAGCCCUCCGAGAAGCUCCAGGAGAACAUCUGCUCUCGUCACGAUGAGGUGAUGAAGAUGUUCUGCCGCACCGAUCAGCAGUGUAUCUGUUAUCUCUGCUCUGUGGAUGAACAUAAAGGCCACGACACAGUCUCAGCUGCAGCAGAAAGGACUGAGAGGCAGAGAGAGCUCCAGCUGAGGCGACAAGAGAUCCAGCAGAGAAUCCAGGACAGACAGAAAGAUGUGAAGCUGCUUCAACAGGAGGUGGAGGCUCUCAACGGCUCUGCUGAUGAAGCAGUGGAGGACAGCGAGAAGAUCUUCACUGAGCUGAUCCGUCUCAUGGAGAAAAGACGCUCUGAUGUGAAGCAGCAGAUCAGAUCCCAGCAGGAAACUGAAGCCGGUCGAGUCAAAGAGCUUCAGGAGAAGCUGCAGCAGGAGAUCGCUGAGCUGAAGAGGAAAGACGCUGAGCUGAAGCAGCUCUCACACACAGAGGAUCACAACCACUUUCUACACAACUACCCCUCACUGUCACCACUCAGUGACUCUACAGACUCAUCCGGCAUCAAUGUCCGUCCUCUGAGAUACUUUGAGGACGUGACAGCAGCUGUGUCACAGCUCAGAGAGAAACUACAGGACGUCCUGACAGAGACAUGGACAAACAUCUCACUGACAGUGACUCAAGUGGAUGUUUUACUGUCACAACCAGAGCCCAGGACCAGAGCUGACUUCUUAAAAUAUUCAAAGGAAAUCACAGUGGAUCCAAACACAGCAUAUUCAUGGCUGUUAUUAUCUGAGGGAAACAGAAAAGCAACAGUAAUGAGGGAAAAACAGCCUUAUCCUCGUCAUCCAGACAGAUUCACUUCACACCCUCAGGUCCUGAGUAGAGAGAGUCUGACUGGACGUUGUUACUGGGAGGUGGAGUGGAGAGAAGGAGUUCGUGUUGCAGUCUCAUACAAGAAUAUCAGCAGAGCAGGGGAGGAAAGUUUAUUUGGAUAUAAUGACAAAUCUUGGGCAUUAUAUUGUGAUCAAAACAUCUUUUCAUUUAGGUUCAACAGCAUCAUCACUCCAGUCUCAGGUCCUCGGUCCUCCAGAGUAGGAGUGUACCUGGAUCACACAGCAGGUGUUCUGUCCUUCUACAGCGUCUCUGAAACCAUGACUCUCCUCCACAGAGUCCAGACCACAUUCACUCAGCCUCUCUCUGCUGGACUCAGGCUUUAUUAUAGAAACGCCACAGCAGAGUUGUGUAAAGUGAAAUAGAGAGAAGUGAGUAAAAAUGUGUAUUUUAGCUCCUCAAUGUAUUUUGUGUCUUUGUGUUUGUUGCUGAGAGUCAUUGUCAGCACUUUAUUUUAUUAAACCACAUGACCAUAAAAUGUUAUUCAAUACACAUCAAUAGUUUAUGUGUCAGUAGUAAUUAUCUAUGUCACCUUUGUGUUUUUUCUGAAAAUAAAAAGGUUAAGAACACAAUCAAAAAGCAAAAUUCUGACAGCUCUGUGUAAAAGGCAGCUUAUAUUGAACAAUGUAAACUGAUUGCAAUUGUAUAAUUUCUUUAAACAUUUAUGUAUUUACUUAAUUCAGAAACAAAAUAUGCAAAACACAUAAAAUCUAUAACAACUGCAGGAUACAAAAUAAUUUAAUUGUAACAGUUACCAUGGUAUAACAAAUACCAUCAAAUUGCCAGAGUUGAACUGGCUUUAAUAUUAGAAGUGUUUUGGAAACUGCUUAAAUAUCAUCACUAAUAAACACAGAAAACACUUUAGAUGAGUGUAUAGACUUACAUAUAUAUAUAUAUAUAUAUAUAUAUAUAUUGUACAAUAUAGAGGACUGUUCACUUACACUUACACGGAUCAGCAGAGAUUCCCAAUGAACAACAGUGAGCUCUCUUUUUAUAUCAUUCAAGAGACCAGUUCUGAUAGUAACUCAUGAUACGAAGGCAGGUGUUGGAACAAACCGUGUUACUACACCCUCCUUAUUAGGUGGUGUUGAGUACUGUGGCAGGUGUUUAUAUUUUGUCUGUCUGGAUGUAGUAAAAUAAGUAACUCUAUGUCUCCACUGUCUUCAGGUUAACUUGAGGGUGCUUGACUCUAUAGUAAUAGACUAUAUAUUGCAGAACAAAACAGCUGUCAGAAGUAUCUAUUACUAAUAAUCAGUGUUGUAUGUCUACAAACAGGCAAAGAGCUUCCACUAAAGGAAGAAUUAAACCCUUUCGGUGUGACAAAGGUUCUGCUGUCUUGUUCUACAGAGUGAAUUGCUUUGAAAACAGAAUGAAAUCAACUGUGUGCCAACCUAGAAACUAUAUUGUGAGUAUUUUUUAGACUAAUCACUUAGUCAUUAAAGUGUUUUUUUUAUUAGUGUCAUGAUUUUGAUGCAAUAACAUAAUAGCUGGUAUAAAUCUAUACUCUUACGAUGCUUCUUCCAAUAGUAUGCAUGUCCAACCACAUUUAAGGAUGAAUAUUAAUAUGCUUACAUGUAACAACACCAUUUUGGUCUUAUUUUUAUUUUAAAGUUUUUGCUGUUUUUAGGACCGAGAUCUGCAUAAUAUUUUCCUCCCUGGCUUCAUGUCUAGUGAGCAUCAUUUUCUCUUUGUAACUCUCAUGCAUGAUUUCAGAUUUUAUCAUAUUAAAACGAUUAAGAUGCUAUUUGUGAAAUUGUGAGUCGUCAUCUGGUCUAUAGCGUGAAUGUUGAUGCAGAGAAGAAGUGGCAAGCAUGCAGGGCUAGAAAAUAAUUCAAUAGCCAUUUAUUGAUUGAUUGUAUUGUGAAACAAUUGUGUCUUUAUGAUGAAGAUGUCAGCAAAGGUUGGCCUGUUAAGUGAUAAGCUACACGCUGAUGUCAGGAAAAGAGAAAAGACUAAAGGCCGUAGUAAAACUUAUUGUUUAAUAGUUUAGUCAGAGCUUCUUUAUUAAACCACAGGACAAUAAAAUGUUAUUCAACACACAUCAAUAGAUUAUGUCUCAGUAGUCAUUGUUUAUAUCACCUUCCUGUUUUCUAAAUAUAAAAGUUAGGAACACACACAAUGAAAAAGGAAAAUGCAAACAGUAAAAUACAUAUAA
Seriola dumerili (greater amberjack) is the source of this 3676-nucleotide messenger RNA. RefSeq names its product tripartite motif-containing protein 16-like. Bases 222 to 1886 code for a protein of 554 amino acids. The transcript has a single exon. Gene Ontology annotation, molecular function: zinc ion binding; protein binding. NCBI's taxonomy places the organism in Eukaryota, Metazoa, Chordata, Actinopteri, Carangiformes, Carangidae. The record is from RefSeq and is a predicted model, not a curated record.